GUUCUCGUUCACUAGCUAUUGGAAUUAUGACUGCAGAAGCAUCGAGGACUUUAAUAUUGUGUAUAUCGCUCCUCUAUUUGGUUGUUGACGGGGAUCCCGUUCAUGAUGAUACAAUGACGCAAAAAGAGAGUUUAAAUAAUCCGUUUAAUCCAGCAAGCCGUUUAAAACGUGAGAUAAAAGACGACUCCACCUGCACCAAAUGUCCACAAUCAGAAAAACAAUGUUCACCAUCGCCAAGUUGUGGUGAAAAGGGGAUUUUCGAUAUGUUGGACCCAGACGAAAUGCGCACUGUUUACUCUGCCUUAGUAUCUAAAGGAAUUGUCGAUCCAUGGGGAACAAGUUUUAAGAAUACAUAUAUACAUAGGAUGGCGUUACUACCUCCAGAAAAAGCAAAAGCGUUAGAUUAUCUUGACAAUGGUGGUUCACACCCAGGACGCUUUGCAGAGGUUCACGUGAUCAGAGGAAACUCCGUAAAUCCUGAUCUGAUGGAAUACAAAGUCGGUCCAGUGUGUGGCGAUUCCAUGAACGUAACUCAACUGUAUAAGGACGGGGAGUUGUCUUUUAAUUCCCAAGUGCUAUCAAGUUCCGAAUACUUCACACAUUUGGGCAUGAUGCGUUCCUUCACAGAUACUAUUGAUCUAAUAAUUCAAGAGAGUUUCGGGAACCAUGAAUUCAGAUUUCGAACAUUAUCGCCACAAGGUUUUACUGCUUCUGAGCGAAACACGCGUUAUGUAUUAGUUUUGCGAAUACAAGCUACGUCAUCUGGGUAUGAUAUCAAUCACAUGCCCCUAUCCUUUACGAUAUAUUCACCUGGCACAGAUGUUUCAAUAUGGAAGAUUCACAGAAUUUUCUACCUAAACCAAGGACCUUUUGAUACGGCCGAAGAUUUGCUCGAGGCGUAUACAAAAGGGGAACUGCGAAAAUUCAGUCUUCCGAGAAACUACAAAUCAACAGCUUGGAAUGCAACGUUUCCUCAGCGGGAUGGGACAGGGUGGGCACGCAAAGGUGCAAACAUCGCUCCACCCCGGACAUACCAGCCAUCUGGCUCCCGUAUUAACUGUGUAGGAAAUCGAAUAACAUGGAUGGGCUGGGAGUUUUCUGUUGGAUUCUCACAAGUUCGUGGACCUAGUGUCCACGAUGUUCGAUUCAAGGGAGAGCGAAUCCUCUGGGAGAACUCACUCAAUGAAGUCUCCCUGGUGUAUUCCUCGGACGCAUCAGGUGACGCCAACAAUAUUCUUAUGGAUUCUCUUUUCGGAUUGGGAGACCAAAUCAAGCCAUUUGUACCUGGAGUUGAUUGCCCGGAAUACGCUCACACAAUCAACUUAUAUCGCUGGAUUAAAAGUGUGAAUUUUGCAUCAACAGUUGGAGCCGGUUGUGUUUUUGAGGCAGAUAUGCAAGGCCCUUUAUGGCGACGAGGUGAUUCCUAUUCUGCAGGACUCAGAAAUCAUGUCCUGGUAGUUCGCAUACCGCUUACCGCAGGUAAUUACGAUUAUACGAUUGACUUUAGAUUCUACAUGGAUGGUAAAAUGCAAACGAUUGCUGAAGCAUCAGGUUAUCUUCAAGCUGCAUUUUGGGAUGAUGAUAAUCCAAAUCGAAGAAAAAAUAAUGACGGAUUUGAUGGUUUUGGGUACAAGGUGAAGGAUUUUACACAAGGCGCGAUACAUGAUCAUGCGUUUGGUUUCAAAGUCGAUAUGGAUAUAGGUGGUACUAAAAAUUCAUUUCAGAAAAUUGCAUGGAAGGCGGACACGGUGGGCAAGGCAUUUAGAUCACAAGGAAGACGAAAUACAAAUCCACCGUAUUUCGAGAAUGAACACACACGCUUCCUCAAAUAUGUGACUCUGAAAAAUGAGAUUGGUUUGAGAAAGAACUUAGACAACCCUCACUUUUGGGUUGUGGUAAACGAUGCAAAGAAAAACAAAUGGGGCGUACCAAGAGGUUACAGAAUCCAGAUGAUGGCGACAGGAGCAAAUAUACUACCUUCGGACCACAUCGCUAACAAGGCUCUGGCGUUCACCAAAUACCAUUGUGCCGUCACAAGACAGCGAGAUACUGAGAGAUAUCUUAGUAAUCCCUAUGAUGUUAAUCAACUUGCAGAACCAGUUGGCUCCCUCGACAACUAUCUAGACAAUGAACCAAUCACGAAUCAAGAUAUUGUCACAUGGAUAACCCCAAGUUUAAACCAUUUACCAACAUCUGAAGAUAUUCCAAUGACGGCAAGUGUAUCUACGGGAUUCUGGUUAAAACCGCAUAAUUAUUUCGACAACCUAGCUGUGAUGGAUGUCCCAAAAUAUCUUAAAUCUUCUAUAUCAGGUCUGAAUGAAAAUCCACCAGAUUUUGAGCCCUGUCAGGACGAUACAAAACCUGCGAGAGUAAAUGUCGAGUUAUAAACCAUGAACAGUAGAACGAACUCAUGUAUAACAUUAUGCGUAAAUGGGGUAAGACUUUAAUGUUUAUAUAAAUACAAUAGCGGCUUGAUCGAAAAAAU
Owenia fusiformis is the source of this 2485-nucleotide messenger RNA. The record is from the annotation of a GenBank genome assembly. Lineage: Eukaryota; Metazoa; Annelida; Polychaeta; Sabellida; Oweniidae.